UGGCCCUUCAUAUAAAAUGGCAGAGUGUGAACCCCGCUGCAAGUUACCACUGUUCUAGAUUGUCCGCGAAUCAAAGUUCACACAAUUUUAACUGAACCUUUCACGAGAUCGGGCAAGAAGCAGCAGCAGCAGCAAUGGGUUGGGUGUGGAAGAAUGAUGAUUCCGACUACGUAUCUUCCUCAGUCGGUGACGUCGGCGAAUUUCGUGGCUCCGAUAACCCUAAAGUUGACGAUAAAGGCGACCGCUGCGCCACCCGCAAGGUGGUGACGUCGCAGUGCCGCACGGAGGAAGUGGAGCCUGGGAAAUUCAUCCGCAAGUGUGAGAAAACUGAACAGAUUUUCAAGGACUGCGUUGGAAGGCCUAGUGAGAUGGUACAAUCUAACAAAGAAUACACCGAGGAAGAUGUCACGGACCAAAUGGUUAAUGGUUCAUUUGCCCUAGAAUCUGCAGAGCGUGAACCCUUUUACUUUCCUGGGUUGCGUAGCGAUAUUGAAGCUAUUGAACGUGGUUUCUUUGGUGGCAUUAACCGAUUUUUCGAAGCAGCUGAAGAGAUGAAGAAUGAGUUCUUCAGUUCACUUGGGGUGCCAGACAUAUUUGAUAGAGAUUCUUCAUCACCACACAAUAAGCAGGGAAUUCACAUAGAAGAUGUCCCUCCGAGAGAAGCUCUUCCCAAGUAUAAUUCUGAUGGAGAAGUUGAUCUUUCUGGGUUGGCUAGAGACGUUUGAAGCUAUGUAUCUUCUGUUUUACAAUAUUUUCAAACCAAUUUCCCGUGUAUUGUAAAUGCAGUGGCUAGAAUUACUUUUGCCUGAUUCAUAGUGGAAGUAAGAGUUUCUCUUUCUUGCACAGAUGGUGUUAGUUUCUCCGGCGCUAGUGAUGGUUGAUGCUUGAAGUUGAACUUAAUUGCAGAACACCAUGUGGUUUUUGGUUCUUUUUAGGUGUAAAAUGUUGUAAUGAAUGUCCAGUUUACCUUGCGAGAACUGAUUUGGACAGCAGAAUGCAGUUAGCUCCUAGACUUGAUUCA
Messenger RNA from Sesamum indicum (sesame), 1021 nucleotides. Its product is annotated as fra a 1-associated protein. NCBI's taxonomy places the organism in Eukaryota, Viridiplantae, Streptophyta, Magnoliopsida, Lamiales, Pedaliaceae. The record is from RefSeq and is a predicted model, not a curated record.